AUGGCUAAAAAUUUUGAUGAUAUGUUUAAUGAGGCUUUGUAUGGCAAAAGAAGACGUCAAGAUAACACACUGAUAGAUAAUUGGAUCGAUGAGUAUUUACUCGAAGAUUCAGAAGAAGAAGAUAUCGAUAGAAGCCCUAUCCCAAGUACUCGUAGAUGGAUCAACAGAGAUCGAGAAGCAGGACAUGAUCGCCUUUUUCAAGAUUACUUUGCAGAUGAACUGGUGUAUAAUGCUGACAUUUUUCGACAAAGAUUUCGAAUGAGAAGAGAUGUGUUCCUUCGGAUAGUAGACGCUCUCUCAAACGUCUAUCUGUAUUUCCACCAGAGGGUUGAUGCAAUUGGAAGAAGAGGCUUGUCGCCACUUCAGAAAUGUACCGCUGCGAUACGGAUGUUAGCAUACGGCGUAGCAGCUGAUGCUGUUGAUGAUUAUGUGCUGUUUGAUGACAUUCUAAAUGAUCGUGCUCCGGAGGUAAAUUAUACUAUUAAUGGUAAUAAUUAUACUAUGGGAUACUAUUUAACAUAUGGUAUUUAUCCUGAAUGGGCCAUAUUUGUCAAAUCAAUCUCAAAGCCACAAGGGGAGAAACGCAAGUUAUUUGCACAAUACCAAGAAGGGCAAAGAAAAGAUGUGGAACGAGCAUUCGGAGUGUUGCAAGCACGCUUUGCAAUUAUACGUGGUCCAGGUCGUUUUUGGGAAAAGAAGAAGCUUGCCAACAUAAUGAGAGCUUGUAUUAUAUUGCAUAAUAUGAUUGUUGAGGAUGAAAGAGACACUUAUGCAAGAAAUUUUGCUCAAGGCUUAGAGUAUGAUGAUGUUGAAAAUGGAUUAUCAUAA
Molecule: messenger RNA, 828 nt
Organism: Arachis duranensis
Lineage: Eukaryota; Viridiplantae; Streptophyta; Magnoliopsida; Fabales; Fabaceae
Exons: 2
Coding region: 1-828 (275 amino acids)
Source: RefSeq, a predicted model, not a curated record